AUGGUUCCCUCAACCACAGUCCGACGCCUCCUGCGCGAAGUCCGAGAACUCUCAGCGGCGUCCUCAAAUCCAAAUCCAUCAUUCCAUGCACACCCAGUAUCCGAUGAAGACCUCUUCGAAUGGCACUUCACACUGCUGGGCCCACCAUCUCCUUCGCCAUAUGCUGGUGGGCUCUAUCACGGUCGCAUCUCCUUACCUCUCACCUACCCUCUCAAACCACCCAACUUCCGCUUUCUCACCCCUUCCGGCCGCUUUGAAGUCAAUCGCGAGAUUUGUCUAAGCAUCAGCGGCUUCCACGAGGAGAGCUGGAUGCCGGCCUGGGGUAUUCGAACAGCCCUGGUUGCAUUAAGAACAUUCAUGGGAGAACAGGGUACAGCUGGUCAAGUAGGAGGCAUGGAGGCGAGUGAAAAUUUCCGAAAUGUGCUAGCGAAGAGUAGCAGGCAAUGGAGAUGUGAUGGCUGUGGCGGCAAGACGAACGAGGAGAUUAUGCGAGAUUGGUGGGAUAUCUGUAGGGAGAAGGGCAUCAAUGUCGGGGAAGAGGUUGGGUUGGAGGAGCUGCCUGAGGGUCUGAGACUGGGGUUCAAGGACCAAAUUGGCAAGGAUGAAAAGAAGAAGUCAACUGAGAGGACAACGCCAUCCGAGCUUACAGGCCACUCAGAGUCUGUUGGAAAUAGAGACAUCUCCGCCAGAAAUGGUGGAACAGCACCGGUAGCCUUCAAAGGUACAUCUUCAACGAGCGAUCCAGCCCGAACGAACGCACUUUCAGAGCCCUUAGCCGAGGCCUCGAAUGCAGCAUCCGGGGGAGCAUCCAGAUCUUCAAGCUCUACACCGUCUUCAGACACCCAGAGAACUUCCAACCAGCCUGCUGUGGCUUCAUCUCCCGUAGCGAGGCCUAUCACAGCUCAAUCUACCACAACGAUACCCACAAGCCAACCGCCCCGGCCUGCCACACCGAUGUUAGACAAAGCCAUCUCGGGUCUUGUUCUUGCCCUGCUUUUCAUGGUCCUUAAGAAAGUACUAUACAAUCCGAAUGUUAUCGGGUACGAUUAUUGA
This is a messenger RNA of Endocarpon pusillum Z07020, 1053 nucleotides long. RefSeq lists its product as uncharacterized. Lineage: Eukaryota; Fungi; Ascomycota; Eurotiomycetes; Verrucariales; Verrucariaceae. The transcript has a single exon. The coding region runs from base 1 to 1053 and encodes 350 amino acids. The record is from RefSeq and is a predicted model, not a curated record.